UUUUAAAUUACUGAAUGGGGAAUUGUUUCUUAUAAGAGGAAGAAAAGAAUUAGAAAUCUUCAAUAAAAAAAGUAGAUAGCUUUUUGGCAUAAUAAAUUGAGAAAAGGAAUGAGAAAUAAAAGGUGACCUUGAAAGAUUUUUUAAGUUAAGGUGAAAUAGGGAGAGUAAUUAUAAUGAUUGAUAGAAAUAAUAGGGAAAAUUUGGGAAGGUUUUAAGAGUGAAAAUGAAAGGGAAAGAUAAUCGGGAAUAUGCUAUGAAAGUAAUUAAAAAAGCUGAUAUAUUAAAAUAUGGACUUGUGGAACAUACAAUGUUGGAAAAGAAUGUAUUAGGUGCAAGUAAAAAUCCAUUCGUUGUUAAAUUGAAAUAUUCAUUUUAAACAGAAUAAAAACUUUAUUUAGUGAUGGAGUAAAAUAUAUUUUAAUGAAGUUAAGAUUUAUUAAGGGUGGGUAAUUAGCGAAAGUAUUGAGAAAAAGAUAAUAAUGUAGAUUUACAGAAGAAUAAACAAAAUUUUGUGCAGCUGAAAUAGUAUUAGGUUUAGAAUAUAUGCAUAAUACUCUAAGAGUAAUAUAUAGAGAUUUAAAGCCAGAAAAUGUAAUGGUGACAGAAGAAGGACAUUUAAAAUUAGCAGAUUUUGGUCUAUCUAAACAAUAUGAAAAUGAAGAAGCUAAAUUUUUUACUGUAUUAAAUAUUCACUUAAAUUAAGCUUGCAGGAACUCCUGAAUAUUUAGCACCGGAGAUAUUAUUUAAUUAAGGUCAUAAUCAUAUGGUUGAUUUUUGGUGUCUUGGAAUUCUUAUUUAUGAAAUGUUGGUUGGUUAGACUCCAUUUUUUGAUGAUUAAGGAAAUCAUAAAAAUAUAGAAAUUAAUAUUAAAAAUGGAUAAAUUAAUUAUCCAAAAUUUAUUAGUGAAUAAUCUAAGAGUAUUGUGGAUAGAUUAUUGAAUAAAGAUCCUACUUAAAGACUAGGAGCAAAAUCUAUUUAAGAAAUCAAAGAUCACAAUUUUUUUAGUGAUAUUAAUUGGGAUUAAUUAUAUAAAUUAGAAAUUCCAUCACCAAUAUUAGAAAAUACUCAUGUUUAUGUAUUUUUUAAAUCUUAAUAAUUUUUUAGCCUUAAGUAAAGAAAGACUAAUUUGGUAAGAGAAUUUAUGAAACACCAUCAUCACAUUUUAUAGAAACUAAUGGAGAUUUCAAAGGUUUCUCAGCAGCUUAAGAAUGAUUAUAU
This is a messenger RNA of Paramecium sonneborni, 1218 nucleotides long. The record is from the annotation of a GenBank genome assembly. NCBI's taxonomy places the organism in Eukaryota, Ciliophora, Oligohymenophorea, Peniculida, Parameciidae.